AGUAAGGAGCCCGGUAUUUCCCGAGCGGCUCAUUUCGCCUCUGGAAGACGACGGCAGCAACAGCCUGGGGAGACGCUGCCCUCUACUGGAUAUUUUUGGAAUCGCACCCAAAAACAAGUCGUUGCGAAAAUGAUUAUCUUUAUUAUGGUAAAUUCUCCCUGAUUAAUGAGUCUGUAAGCACUCGCGGACGCUGGAGUCCAUUGAUCAAUGAACAGUAAUAGCACCACCUGUCCGUGUGAUUGGUUAACUGCGUCCGCUGAUGAGAUUCUUCUAGAAUAACCUGGCUGGAUUGAUUACCUCAUCAAUGUCUACAUUUGUACAGUUCAUUUCCUCCGUGACCUUUUGUAUCGCUCAGUUAGACUGCCCCACAUAAUAUGUCUGUGCAUUUGUGUAUCAGUUUGCACGUGUGUGCCGGGAGUACCAGCGGGGCAACUGCACCCGCGGGGAGAACGACUGCCGCUUCGCCCACCCCUCCGACAGCACCAUGAUCGACACCAACGACAACACGGUCACCGUAUGCAUGGACUACAUCAAGGGCCGCUGCACCCGCGAGAAGUGCAAGUACUUCCACCCGCCCGCCCACCUGCAGGCCAAGAUCAAGGCGGCCCAGCACCAGGUCAACCAGGCCGCCGCCGCCGCCGCCAUGGGGCUCCCUCCCGCCUUGCCACCAUUACCAAAGAGACCCACCAUGGAGAAAGCCAACGGUGCCACCACCAUGUUCAACGCUGGAAUGUUCCAGUACCAACAGGCACUGGCCAACAUGCAGUUCCAGCAGCAGACUGCCUUCAUACCGUCAGGCUCAAUAUUGUGCAUGGGACCUGCCACCAGCGUUGUUCCCAUGAUGCACGGCGGUAACCAGGCCGUGUCUGCUGCCACCACAUCUGCCACAAGUGUUCCCUUCGGAACCGCCUCAGCCAAUCAGAUUCCGAUAAUAUCUGCAGAACAUCUGGCCAGCCACAAGUACAUGACCCAGAUGUAGGAGUCUCGAUCACAACAAUUAAACUGCGACAUGUCAGUGUUAAGUCCAACAAUAAUAAUCAUGCUUCAUACCUCGGACAUCAAGAAGCAAAAAUGAGAACAACAUUUUAUCUGGAGUGGAAACAGUACCUGCAUGUUUAAGAAAGAAGGCCUGGUUUGCUGUUUCGGGUUCUUUUUCUUCAUGUAUAUUCCAUGCACUCAAUGAAAAAAAACUACUACAAAACGGAAAAGACUACCAUUCACACUGAAGUCUGCCUUUCGAAAAAGAAAUAGAGGCAACUUGUUUGUUUAAUCACCGGACACACUUUGAAUGUCAACAUGGGACUAACGUGUGGUGUACUAGUCACCGUGACUAGUUUGGUACGUUCGAAGACAGAGAAUUAAAGGGGGUUUUGUUUAUUUUAUGUUUUUUUCUUCUCUAUUUUGGGUUAGUUUGGUACCCUUAAAGUGUUCAUUUGUUUACAUGAAGGCAAACCUUUAAUUUAGUUUUGAAGUUUUAAGAAAGGGUCAGAAGGUAGGGAGUGAUACAUGAACGACGAAUGCAUGCAUGCACAGUGGUAACUUGAUUUUGUAGCGUAUCUUUCUAUCUCUGAAGCACAUGUAUUAGAUGCUGCAGUUGUCCCUGUAAUGUGCUACACAUCUCAGAAUCAGGUGUUGUGGUUAAGCAGAAUAAUGCAGCGUUCAGAACAAGAAAGAAUUACCCUUUAAUGAGUCUGGAGGGGCAUUACAUGAGUAUGUUGACCUGGAUCCUAUUGAAAAGCUGUUUCUUUGUUUCUGUCUUGUUUCGUAAUCCUACAACAGCCCUGGUUUCAGAUGUCUAGUAAGAAUCAGCAAAGGAAGCUGCUCUGACAUUGGUCUCUUCAUAAGUAAAACAUAAAGAGUCUUUGGAUUUCACAAAGACUAGCUGGGUGAAUGUAAAGGGAUAACAGAGUCUUUAGAGUCCUCUGAUAUGAAUAAUGGUGAAACUCUAAUAUAGUGUCUGAAAUAAAAAUCUUCAGCAACCGCAGAAGCUGAAAUAAUAAUCAUGGUUCAAAAGCCAUGACUUUAUGAAUUGUUAUUCAUUGUGCGUGUUCUAUCUAUAUUUAAGGUGGAUUGUUAGGUAUAGUCCUUGCGGUGUGUGUAUCUUUUGACAUAUUUAAGAGACCUUGUUUCUUACGGGUCUCCUUGGGAGUGUUUUUUGAUGAACAGCCAAAGCCAUGUUUUUUGUCUCAUAUCAUUUAAGAUGUUUUUCGGAGGAUGAGUGAGGCAAAUAAGUAUUGGGUGUUGAGAUUUUUUUUGACACACAAAAUCGAUUUUUUUUGUUUCAAUUCUGGGUGUUUGGCGGUCAUGCUAAAUGAGUCAACAGCGAGGGGAUUUCGAACUAUUUCAUGACGAUUGUAUCAUCCAAAGCCUUAGAAUGCACCAUUCAGCACAAUGCCACAUGUCAUUUUAAACCAUCCAGUUGCCUAAUUCACAUCAUAUAAACAUAUACACGCAAACAGACACACACAUAUCAACACACACACACACACACACACACACCCACACACACACACACACACACACACACACACACACACACACACACACAUACACAGUACUAUGUAAUCGUUUAUCAGUUUUUUCUAUUUUGCGUUUCUUUCUUUUCGUGAAUGAGUUUUUUACUUUGAUUUGUUUGGGUUUGUGGUAAGGUUCUGUUGAGUUUCAGUCUGUUUAAAGUUAUCUUUCUUAAAUUAGAUAUAAGGCGAUGUGGUUAUGUGUUCCUCAUGCACAGGUUUUCUAAUAUUCCAUGUAUUGUCAGUUUAAGUAUGAUUAUGAUUGUGAACUCUGUAUUUUCUACGUUAUUUGAAGAGUAUGCAUAUUGUUCAUUAUUUUCUGGUCUGUUUGAGUUCUUUCAACAAAGAUGUUUUAUAUAAGUAUGUUAAAAUGAGGAAAAAUAAGAAGAGAGUGGCUUAAUUGCGAUCUUUGCAACAAUCGCCAAUAAGUGAGUAAUAUUUUAUGAUUGUAUGGUUUGUAACUAGUCAUACUAGAAGAAAAUAAUAUAAAAAAAACUGGUUCUUAGAUGUUUAGAGUUUAAAGAUGUUAUUUUCUACUGUAUCCAUUUCAAAAGGUAAAUAUUGUUUGAAUAUUUUUACUCUCCCUGGAAGUUGGGCCAUGUUGGAAAACAAGCUGCAUAUUUGAUCACUUUUAAGAGACGUUGUUGACAGGGGUCAUGUGACUAUAGAGAGCGAACACGGAUCUCUUACUAAGCAAACCACAAACAAACGAGGAGGGGGGGUUCAAGAGGCGGUGGGUGACAGUUGACUUUUUUGCACUUCUGUACAUAGUCAAAAAAGAGAGAAUCAUGUAUAUUGAGAUCUUAUUUUGAAUAAAAAAAAAAAGUCUAUAUCGACAAGGAAUUUUGCUAGGAUAACUAAAAAAAAAAAUCUUAUGAAAAGGCUGAACAAAAAACGCUUCGCUUAAAAGGGCCCUGAGUUCUCACUCUCUGACUCCUUCGUUGAGAGAAGGCAACGUGUUGCUCUCUUUUUGUUGUCAACAGCUUGUAGUUUGCCAGGUAACCCCUCUGGAGGAGGCCUUCACGAGCCUCCAGUGCAAAGGGCCUGUCUGGGUCCAUCGGGUCCCCUAGCCGGCCUAGCGACAGGCCUGGGCGUCAUGGCCACGCCCAUGCCAGGCCCAACCAAUCACAACAAGUCAUUUUUCUUUUCCUUAGUCAGUUAAGGAAUUGCAUGUUCAAGGAAAUUACAUUUACCUACUUAAAAAAAACUAAAAAAAUAUCACAACAGAGUAAUAUUGAAUAAGAAAAAAAAACAUGUAACACAAUAAGAAGUAUUUACAGUAUCCAAUAUUCUAUUAAUGUAAUGAAUGAAACUAUGAAAAACAUAUAAAAAUAGAAUAGUAGUUCAUUUAAAAAAAAUCUUAAAAAAGUAUUCCUAAGAAUAUACUCACAGACGUUCACCACUUGGAGAGUUAAAAUACAUACAACACAAACACCAUAGCUAAGUAUGUUCUUUAAGUUUGUAAGCUGUGCUUUUAGUAGAUGAAAUUGACUCAAUAUGAUUGCCAUUAGGCGGAAUUAUGGAAAACAAUCUUUUGGGGGGGGAUUUCAGUAUUGCUCUCAUGAUUUAAUGUGCAACUCGUUAUUUUGAAAAUGUCGUCCUGACCAACGCGUCACCUUUCAUCUUCUACAAGCACGCAUGCUUAAGUUUAUUGUAUGAUGUAAAACUGAAGUUUUGGUUUGUUUUUCUCUGCUCGUAGUGCUAAUAAGAUGUAUUUUGUCUGCGCCCGCAUUUUAGUUCUCCGCUUGUUUUACUGUUCCAGGCCCCUUGAAGGGAUCGGUCAUGUGUUCGCAUGAUGGUCACCUCCUCUCAACAGCGACCCCUAGUGGAAACUGUUGGAACUGCUAAAAGCCACAGACUAAAGCCAUAAAAUAUAGUAACUCAUAUGAAUGAAAUAUUGUACAGAUUGACUGGGAAGGAAGGAAAAAAAGGGAAAAAAUGGUUGAAGAGAGAGUAGUUUUUAAUGACAAUCUUUUCAUGGGGCCUGGAGUGCUAUAUUUGAUUCUUGCUGUUAUGAAUUUGAAAAAAAAUAUAAAAAUAAAAAUACAACAAAUGAACAGAGCAAUGUGUGCCAUAUCGUUUUUUUUACAUCUAACAAAACAUUGUCUGCAUAGGUUGAGGUUGUUGGUUUGAUGACGACUACAGGGCUCCUGUCCACAACCAAACAUCUCAUUAGUUAAGUUUGUAUCUUCUGCAAAAUAAAAUUAAAGCAUAUAAAAAAAAAAGAAUAGGCUACACAAGGGAAAAUUAAAACUGUCCCUAAUUCUAACACAUAUCAACACAAUGGUUAGGCUAAAUAAAUCCAUAGAUUGUUAAAACAGCAGCAGCACAA
Gadus chalcogrammus (walleye pollock) is the source of this 4845-nucleotide messenger RNA. RefSeq names its product muscleblind-like protein 1. The transcript has 7 exons. Gene Ontology annotation, molecular function: metal ion binding. NCBI's taxonomy places the organism in Eukaryota, Metazoa, Chordata, Actinopteri, Gadiformes, Gadidae. The coding region runs from base 485 to 979 and encodes 164 amino acids. The record is from RefSeq and is a predicted model, not a curated record.